Molecule: messenger RNA, 360 nt
Organism: Colletotrichum lupini
Lineage: Eukaryota; Fungi; Ascomycota; Sordariomycetes; Glomerellales; Glomerellaceae
Exons: 4
Coding region: 1-360 (119 amino acids)
Source: RefSeq, a predicted model, not a curated record
AUGUUGCUGAAAGGACAACUGUGGCAACUGCAAUACAACUUUUCUCGUGAUGUCAACAUUUCGAUGUUUGGAAAAGGCCGCGCCGAGUGCCCACUUCACGAUAUUUACGUCUAUUUGUGUCUUACCACGUUGGGGCGCCGUAGCAGGGAUGGAGUUGCCGGGGUUAUGUCCUACUAUGUUGGGCAUCGUAGCAGGAAUAGGGGUGCCGCGUAUGGAGUAACCCUGAUGUACGAAAAGGCCGAUGCCGAAAAAGGCCGUAACGGCUCCGGCUGGACUGGACGGGGUCGGCUCGGCGCCGACUUGAACCACCAAUCAUCCGGCUUUGAAUUAUCUGCCAACGAAGACCUCAAUGGUCAAUGA